AUUUUGAAUUCAAUAUUUCCACAGCCAUUACAAAUUUGACCAAAUGGAAAGAAGCAACGUUACAUUCAUGGUGGAAUUCAUUCUCCUGGGAUUUUCUGACCUUCCCAACCUCCGAAGUCUUCUAUUUGGAAUUUUCUUAAUCAUUUAUAUUAAUAUACUUGUAGGAAAUGGACUGCUCAUUGUUAUAACUAAGACAAGUCCUGCUCUUCAAACCCCCAUGUACUUUUUCCUUGGGAAUUUUUCUUUCUUGGAAAUCUGUUACACAUCAGUCACUCUCCCUAGAAUUCUAAGAGAUAUUUGGACUCAGAAGGGAAACAUCCCAUUCGUGUCCUGUGCUAUACAAACUUGCUCCCUUUAUGUUCUAGGAAUUGCAGAGUGCUUAUUCCUGGCUGUGAUGGCUUAUGACAGAUAUGUAGCCAUCUGUAAGCCUCUUUACUAUCCGCUCAUCAUGAAUCACAGGACAUGUGUCCUAAUGGUGAUUGUCUCCUGGAUCACAGCGAUACCAGCUCAGAUAGGUGUCACAUAUUAUAUUUUCUCUCUGAAGUUUUGUGGUCCUACCAAACUCAAUCAUAUUUUCUGUGAUGCCUCACCACUACUGGAGAUUGCCAUUGGGGACACAUAUCAGAGAGAGAUUGCUGUCCAUGUUAACACUUUCUUUUUUGUCAUAAUUCCCUUUCUCUUAAUACUCAUAUCCUAUUUCAGAAUCAUAACCACCAUCCUGAAGCUACCAUCGACUUCCGGGAAAUCCAAAGCCUUUUCUACUUGUUCUUCUCACCUCAUGGUUGUAUGUUUAUUCUAUGGGUCUGCUAGUAUUAUGUAUUUGCGACCCAAAUCCAUUCAUUCGGCUAAAUCAGACAAGAUUUUUGCUCUUUUCUAUACUAUUGUGACUCCAGUAUUAAACCCCAUAAUAUACAGCCUGAGGAAUAAGGAUGUGAUUGCUGCACUGAGAAAAUUGCUUCCAAAAUGA
Messenger RNA from Antechinus flavipes (yellow-footed antechinus), 967 nucleotides. Its product is annotated as olfactory receptor 10AG1-like. Bases 44 to 967 code for a protein of 307 amino acids. Gene Ontology annotation, molecular function: olfactory receptor activity; G protein-coupled receptor activity. Gene Ontology annotation, biological process: G protein-coupled receptor signaling pathway. Gene Ontology annotation, cellular component: membrane. Lineage: Eukaryota; Metazoa; Chordata; Mammalia; Dasyuromorphia; Dasyuridae. The transcript has a single exon. The record is from RefSeq and is a predicted model, not a curated record.